UCGACGGAGUUGUCACCAUGGUAACCGGUGGCGCCUAUAGUCGCUCUCCGGGCGGCCUUCCCAGUGCCUCCCGUAGAGGCCUGUUCCGGGGCGGGCCAAAGGGGGUCACUUCCGGGGUCCGUCCCGGCUCCCGGCCGUUGCCACGACGACGAAGCUGCCGGCCAAUGGCUGGCGGACGGGCCCAAGGUUCCCGGCGUGCAGCGCGGCUGCCUGAGGGCGGCAGGCUCAUGGCGCCGGCGUCGCUUCUGCUGGCGCUCUGGACGCUGGCGGUUGUGGCUCUACCCGGCUCCGGGGCGGAGGGCGACGGCGGGUGGCGCCUGGGCGGGCCGGGGGCCGUGGCGGAAGAGGAGCGCUGCACGGUGGAGCGUCGGACCGACCUCACCUACGCGGAGUUCGUGCAGCAGUACGCCUUCGUCAGGCCCGUCAUCCUGCAGGGACUCACGGACAACUCGAGGUUCCGGGCCCUGUGCUCCCGUGAAAGGUUGCUGGCUUCGUUUGGGCACAGAGUGGUCCGGCUGAGCACCGCCAACACCUACUCCUACCACAAAGUGGACUUGCCCUUCCAGGAGUAUGUGGAGCAGCUGCUGCACCCCCAGGACCCCACCUCCCUGGGCAAUGACACCCUGUACUUCUUCGGGGACAACAACUUCACCGAGUGGGCCUCUCUCUUUCGGCACUACUCCCCGCCCCCAUUUGGUCUGCUGGGAACCGCUCCAGCUUACAGCUUUGGAAUCGCAGGUGCUCAUAACCCCACAGGAGCCGGCUCGGGGGUGCCUUUCCACUGGCAUGGGCCUGGAUACUCAGAGGUGAUCUACGGUCGUAAGCGCUGGUUCCUUUACCCACCUGAGAAGACACCAGAGUUCCACCCCAACAAGACCACGCUGGCCUGGCUCCGGGACACAUACCCAGCCCUGCCACCAUCUGCACGGCCUCUGGAGUGUACCAUCCGGGCUGGUGAGGUCAGUGGCUGGCAGGAUAGGGCCAGGCCAGGCCAGAGGCCCGCAGCUAAUCUCCGCUGCACCCCCUUCCUCCACCAGGUGCUGUACUUCCCCGACCGCUGGUGGCAUGCUACGCUCAACCUUGACACCAGCGUCUUCAUCUCCACCUUCCUCGGGUAGCCAAAACAGCUGGCAGGCCUGCCUGUCACACACCAGCACGUCCCACCUCGUGCUCACGGAUUUUAUUACACAGAUAAUGGCGGCAGUGGCGUCAGCCCAGCCCACCCUCACCUGCUUUUCCAGCCCACAGAGGGGCACGAUCACGGCCCAGCAAGAGCUAUGCUGAGAGGGGGAACAGUCCAGAGUCCCAACAGCAGAACUUGGGGGAAGAGGUCGGGGUGGCCAGGAACACAAACUAUGUACAGGGGCCGGGGGCUUCUGCCCAGGGCUCCCGUGGACCAGGACGCCGGGCAGGGCAGGGAACCUCAGUAGUCCUCCACCCAGCCAUUCUCAGAGAUGAAUGCGUCAAUAACCUCCUUCAUAGCCAGGUUGGGGAUGAGCUGUUCCUGGGUCAGGGGGCUCCGGGUCACGGGGUCAAAAUGACCCACACGCUGCAGUGACAAGAAGGGCAAAGGGCAGUCAUUGGGCCCAGGACCAUGCCGCUGGCCCUGCUCCCCCAGCCGCAGCCUCACCUGCAGAUGCUCCUCAAUGUCCUUGCGGUCGUAGGUGAUGCCACUGGGUGUGAUGCACGGCUCCCGCAUCAGCUCAAAGCUGAUCUUACCACACAGGUAGUCGGGGAUGUCUCGCUUCUGUGGCACGGGCACACAGUCAGAGGCUGGAAAGGGGCACUGCUCAAGCACCUGCCACCCACUGGCAGCAAGCGACAGACACUCACCUUCCUCUUCUCGUCCACCUGAGAGAAGAGCUCAUCCAUGUCUGCCAUGUACUUGUCCUGUGAAGAGUUCAGCGCUGCGCUUGGGGGAGACACCCCACCUCCCUCCUCCAUGGGGCACAGACCCAACACAAGGCGGGGAUGCUCCCACGCCACGUGCACACACACAGACCCACGUGUGGGCGGGGGGCACCCUCACGUGCUUGGCCUCAAUGCAGGCCUGCUGGGCCCGGACGUGGCUGUCGUCCUCAUCACCCUCGUGGUUUCGCUGGCACUCUUCCAGCUCCCUGGGGGUUGACCAGGAGCCGGUCAGAGAUGGACCUGGCCAGAUGUCUGACACACCCCAACCUCAGGGCUAACAUCCACAUUUCUUCCCCACGUUUCCUGCUUGCGAGUAAAGCCUUCGAUAAACA
Symphalangus syndactylus (siamang) is the source of this 2243-nucleotide messenger RNA. It is a transcript of the gene JMJD8, whose product is annotated as jumonji domain containing 8. Gene Ontology annotation, cellular component: nucleus. NCBI's taxonomy places the organism in Eukaryota, Metazoa, Chordata, Mammalia, Primates, Hylobatidae. The record is from RefSeq and is a predicted model, not a curated record. Gene Ontology annotation, molecular function: cis-regulatory region sequence-specific DNA binding.